UCAGCCCUUGAACUCUGUGCUCAAUUUCCCUCUUCUGGAUUAAAUAAGGUUGUUGUUUUUUGUUAGUGGCUUCUCUCUAGAUACAUCGUUGGACAGAACCAUGAAUUCUCUGUCUUUCACUAACUCUCAUUGAUGUAUGGUUCUCAUUCAAGUUUGUUUAAGACAUCCUAUGACUUCUGUGACGCUGUGUUCUCCUGAAGAACAGGGACCACUGUGUGUCCAGGAACCAGCACACUGCCUGAGUUACGGGGAGUGUUCAGGAAAGAUGCUGAACAAGGGAAUGAAUGAGCGCUGAUGCUGACUGGUCAACCAAGACUAAAGUAGCACCAGUGUUUCUGGGUGCACUGAUGUUUUGUUGCUCCUCAAAGGCAGUGUGUAAUGUAAAAAAGAAAAAAGAAGAAAUGGGAGCCUCUCAACAUUCAAAUAUCAGUAGACUUGCUAGUUUUAUAAACUGGCCUUUCUCUUGAAAGGCAAGCUUGGCUGAGUCCAGCCACAGGUGGGAGAGCCACUGGAUCUUACAGAUGUGCUGUUUCUCCUGCCGAGCAAAUCCCUUACUGAAAGAUUUGAUUCUGCAGUGUGGCCGCACCCACAGGGAGACCAGUACAGCCCUGGGAGAGGACAUCUGGGGCUGCCUUAACUGUUGGUGGUGGUUGAAUAGGAAUAUAAGUCUCCCAUCAACAGACAACCUGAUAUCAAAGAGCCAAGAGGCACCUCAGAUCAUCAACAUUCCUUUAAUGAGGUGAGGAACUCUUAAUGGUAAACUCAACAGCUGAGUAACAGGAUGGCGGUACAACAGGUCGGGAAUCAAGGCAGUGAGGUCAAAGCCCUGAGCCAACACCCACCUGCGAAGGGGUAUAAAAGGCCUAGGAGGGAAGGGGGUGCUCAGACUCAGUGUCUUGGCCUUCCCAGCUGCUCUGAACCUCCUGUGUAGCCUCAGCCCACACCAUGACUUCCUUCUACAUCAGCCCAUGCCAGUCUCUGGGCAGCGCCCAGGCUCCUGGAGAAAGAAAUGUCUGCGUCUCCUCCCUUGACCUUGGGGGCCAGCCUGCGAUAGAGGAAAAGGCUGCUUGUAUGGGCCUCUUGGCCAACCUGGCACACGCCAACCGAGUUCGUGUGGGGUCGACCCCUCUGGGCCGACCCAACCUCUGCCUACCCCACAGCUGCCACACUGCUUGCCCCUUGCCAGGGACGCGCAACAUUCCUGGCAACAUUGGAAGCUGUGGCGCCUAUGGGGAAGGCACCCUGAAUGGCCACGAGAAGGUGACCAUGCAGUUCCUGAACGACCGCCUGGCCAACUACCUGGAGAAGGUGCGGCAGCUGGAGCGGGAGAAUGCGGAGCUGGAGACCGGCAUCCGAGAGUUGAGCAAAUGCCAUGAGACCACCGUGUGCCCCAACUACCAGUGCUACUUCAAAACCAUUGAGGAGCUCCAGCAGAAGAUCCUGUGCAGCAAGGCUGAGAAUGCCAGGCUGGUUAGCCAAAUCGACAACGCCAAGCUGGCUGCCGAUGACUUCAGGAUCAAGCACGAGAGCGAGCACUCCCUGCGCCUGCUGGUGGAGGCGGACAUGUGUGGGAUGCACAAGCUCCUGGACGACCUGAGCCUGGCCAAGGCUGACCUGGAGGCCCAGCAGGAGUCCCUGAAGGAGGAGCAGCUCUCCCUCAAGAGCAACCAUGAGCAGGAAGUGAACAUUCUGAAGGGCCAGCUGGGAGACAGGCUCCGCAUUGAGCUGGACACUGAGCCCACCGUGGACCUGAGCAGGGUGCUGGAGGAGAUGCGGUGCCAGUACGAGGCCAUGGUGGAGACCAACCGCCGUGAUGUGGAGCAGUGGUUUGAAGCUCAGUCUGAAGGCAUCAGCCUGCAGGCCAUGUCCUGCUCUGAGGAGCUGCAGUGCUGCCAGUCGGAGAUCCUGGAGCUGAGAUGCACGGUGAACGCCCUGGAGGUGGAGCGCCAAGCCCAGCACCAGCUGAAAGACUGUCUGCAGAACUCCCUGUGUGAGUCUGAGGCCCGCUUCGGCACCGAGCUGGCCCAGAUGCAAAGCCUGAUCAGCACCGUGGAGGCCCAGCUGGCCGAGAUCCGGGCCGACCUGGAGCGGCAGAACCAGGAGUACCAGGUGCUGCUGGACGUCCGGGCCCGGCUGGAGUGUGAGAUCAACACGUACCGGAACCUUCUGGAGAGUGAAGACUGCAAGUACGUGUCAUCUAAGCAAUUCCUUGCCAGGCCACAUGCCUGACCAUCAGAUUCCUCAGAGAUAACUAUGUGCUUGUGGAAGGUUGCAUCCUAAAGAACAUGCCUCACAGUGCCUUAGUGCCUCAUUGACCAUUGCUGGUGUGUGCAGACUGUGCGGUUGAAAGAAUGGAUCACAAAUGGUAGCCAGGUCCCUAAGCCAAGCCCCCCUCCGAGGACGCCUGGAUAUGGAACAGCACAGCUGAGUGUGGACGUGGGUCUGACGGAGGAGGUUCUGUUGGGCCGUGUGAUUUGUCUAUGGCAGACCUUCCC
Messenger RNA from Miniopterus natalensis, 2495 nucleotides. Its product is annotated as keratin, type I cuticular Ha7-like. Gene Ontology annotation, molecular function: structural molecule activity. The record is from RefSeq and is a predicted model, not a curated record. Gene Ontology annotation, biological process: intermediate filament organization; epithelial cell differentiation. Gene Ontology annotation, cellular component: cytoskeleton. Lineage: Eukaryota; Metazoa; Chordata; Mammalia; Chiroptera; Miniopteridae.